AGUUGGUUGUUUUAUGGCCUUCACAGUUUUUGACUUCUACAAAGCAAGCUGUGAUACUCAUGGAAUUGUAAAUCGUGACAGUGAAAUGAAUGCACCUUCUCUAUUUCAAAAAAAAAAAAAAGUUAGUGGGCUCUGUGAACUUCACGAUUCUUACUAG
This is a messenger RNA of Dentiscutata erythropus, 157 nucleotides long. The record is from the annotation of a GenBank genome assembly. NCBI's taxonomy places the organism in Eukaryota, Fungi, Glomeromycota, Glomeromycetes, Diversisporales, Gigasporaceae.